GCCUUGGUUAUCUUUUAUUUCUAUGUUAGUCUUGGUUUACUAGAUUUGUUUACAGAUCCUACGUCUAUCGCAGUAUUUUCGCACCCGGUCCUUGCCAUAUAUUUUGUACUAUAAAAAUAGUUUCCGCUUCCGGCUUAUACAGCCUUAAAAACUGAAGGCAGCAUAUCAAUCGAGAAUCGUAUCAUUCAGUACUUAUCUAACUUUCUUUUUCUUGUUCUUUUUACUCGGCUGACAAACAAGACUAUAUGCAGUAAUUAUGAUACCUGGAUUUGUCAAGGUCUUUGCCUUUAGUUGCUUUGUAAUUGAAUUAGCUCUCCUGGCUCAAAGCCUAGCAAACUUGGCACCGAACGGAGCAAAUGUCUGCUCGAAGACUGUAAGACAAACCUACGCACAGUCAUAUCAAGUCUCAUACAGAUACAAGUCAAAUUAUAAAUGUGGAAUAUGGAAUUGGGGUAGAUGCACUCGAUACAGGACUGCUUACAGGGCGGGCUAUCGAACAGCUAUAGGAACAGCAUAUCGAAUACAAUACCAAUGCUGUAAGGGAUGGAGUCAAGUGGGAGAUCAGUGUACCAAAGCUAUUUGUACUCAACCUUGUGUGAAUGGCACGUGCACCAAACCAGACUACUGCUCUUGUAACUCAGGUUACAAUGGAAAAUUCUGCGAAAGAGACUGUCCUUCACAUAAAUGGGGACCACACUGCAGACAUUACUGUCUCUGUCAAAAUAACGCUAAAUGCUCUCCUCACUAUGGUGUCUGUACGUGUACCCCAGGGUGGGAGGGACAAUACUGUAACAAGACAUGUGACCAUGGUUACUAUGGCAAAAGCUGCCAGAACAACUGUACUUGUCCUAAUGGAGGCACAUGUGAUCCUGUCAGUGGAUACUGCGCAUGCGCAGCUGGAUAUCGUGGACAGCGCUGUGAAUUACAAUGUUCUCGUGGUUGGUAUGGACAUUAUUGUGCAGUGAAGUGCGCAUGUCUGAACGGAGCUUCGUGUGAUCACGUGAACGGCACGUGUAACUGUACGGCAGGAUGGACGGGAGACAUUUGUAACCAAAAAUGUCCCAAAGAAACGUAUGGAUACCGCUGUACACAAACAUGUAUAAACUGUGAGCAUGGUGCAAUCUGUGAUCACGUGACUGGUGUGUGUGACUGCAGGCCUGGUUACAGAGGAAAGAGGUGUGAAAAUGUUUGUCAAGAAGGAACAUUUGGUCAAGGAUGUCAAGGAAUCUGCGCAUGUCACAGCAAUGCCACAUGCUCUCUUGUUAAUGGCUCGUGUAUCUGCACCUCUGAAUAUACUGGCAAGCAUUGCGAGGAUCAUAUUGAUAUUAACCUACAAGUCAGUACUGAUCACGAAAAGCACGCUGGUACCGAUACCUCUAAUCCACUUAUUCCCAGCCUUGCUGGGGGUCUUGCAGUUGUAUUGAUUAUUGUCUUGAUAGUUUUGGCGUAUACCUUCUAUCGAAAGAAAAACAAACCCCAUAGACCCGAAACUACGAAGCCAAACGAGCCCAUUUAUGCCUCGGUUAACGGACCACGAACUUGUUCGGGUCACGAAGAAACGACGGAAAUCACCGACGCAACUACGGAAACCAAUGUCGACCAAGAAACAGAGGCCCGUCAUGUUUAUCAAAGUCCCACUGCUAGACCGAUAGCUGUCAAUGUUAAUGACGGUAAUGUUGCUAUGGAAACGCACUACAUGGAUCUUAACAACCAGAGGAGCUUAGAAUCCAACACUUACCAGUCUCUUAGCAGUCAGACGAUGAAGAAAAAUCAGUUGAAAGUAGUUGUUUAUGAUGUUCCUGUUGCGAAGAAGAAAAUCAAUGCAUAUGAAGAAGUUACACUUAAUAAAAACAUGAGCGACGAGAGCCAUUAUUACAAAGGACUUGAGAGGCCAUCCACAAGUCGAGCAGAUGACGUCAAUGCCGUUGAUAUGGAAACUGAAACCGCUGACCAAAGUAAAGGCGGUGCGGGGGACAGAAAAUUCAUGAAGCGGAAAAAUUGUGACGAGGACGAAUCUGGAUAUGCAACCCCUAAGUAAGAAGAAAAUUUGGAACUACAAGAUCGUUAGGAACUAUUGUUAGGAAAAUAUAUAUGUUUUUAAUUUUUUAAUUAUACAAAGACUACGAAAUCAUGUGGUUGGUUUUCCGGAUAAUGACGUCAUGACGAUAAGUCAUGUCAUAAGAGAUUUAGCCAUGUUAGAAAAAAGUUAUCAGAAUCAUGAAGAAAUUGUGGCUUUUCUGACUUGAAUGAACGUGUAGAUAUGUCAACAAUUUUCCACUUAAAUAUUUCAACUUUUUUUUUUAUUUGUCACAAACUUUGAUUUACAUGAACACUUUUUUUGAUCUUGGAGCAUCUUCAAUGCAUGUUCAAAACUGGGGCCAUCUAAAAAAAAAUAUGCAUUCUCUUUCAUCUAGCUUUCAUACCAAAUGGAAAUAUAGAAAUAUAAAAGACCCUGUUCAAAAAGAUAUUUUGGAUGCGAGGCAGGACAAUAUACAAAAAAAGAUUAGUGCACUUAAUCUUUUCUACUGAAUUUGCGUCAUUUUUAUUUCUCGUUAGCUUUGAAUACGAGAUAUGUUUUGAAAGGGGUUUAUUUUUUUAGUUGUGAUGCAUGCAUUCUGACAAGUUAUGUCGAUGUUAAUACCUUGGCUUUUUUGUUUUGUUUUGUUUUGUUUUGUUUUUUUUUUUGUUGUUGUUUUUUUAACUUGGAGCAUCUUCGAUGCAUGUCCAAAAAACACAUACUUUUGUGUCCUCUUUCAUCUAGCUUUUAUACCAAAUGGAAAUAUCGAAAACCCUUUUCAAAAAGAUAUCUAGGAUGCCAUACUAAUAGGAAAAUAGAACAGAAAUUUUACGCUUAAUUUUUUGAUGGAAUUUGUUCAGUUACUAUUUCUUUUCUCGUUAGCUUUGCAUACUAGAUAAUUCAGAAAAUGGUUUAUUUUUUAACCGUUGUGAUGCAGUUCUAGCAAGGCCUCCGAGGACGGAAAGUUUAGAUCUAGCUAUUUCCAAGAAAGGAGGUUGUCGGAGCGAAAAGAGAUAAAAACGUUGAAAUGAA
Molecule: messenger RNA, 3049 nt
Organism: Actinia tenebrosa (Australian red waratah sea anemone)
Lineage: Eukaryota; Metazoa; Cnidaria; Anthozoa; Actiniaria; Actiniidae
Molecular function (GO): scavenger receptor activity; protein binding
Source: RefSeq, a predicted model, not a curated record